AUGGGAGAAUUCGGGAAAUCUGUGGGGGCUUACAUUCAAGCUUACAGGAAAGUGCUGAAGAUUACAGCCAUAGUGGUACUGGUUAUUUCUCUCAUCCUUCUUAUUGCUGGAGCCGUUUUGGUGGUCCUCAAUCGCAGCUACUUCGAUGUUAGUCUUGAUCUUUCCAUCGAUAAGGAUGAAGCUUAUUUUGAAAAGGAGCAAGCAACUGGAAAGAAAAUAUUCGCAGGAUUUGCAUUGCUUGCAACAGGCUUCCUCCUUCUUCUUGUGGCAGCAAGUAUGGGAUGUACCAUUCUCGAAUGUGGUAUAUUUGGAAAAUUAAUUGAAGAUGGCAACAAGUAA
Molecule: messenger RNA, 339 nt
Organism: Rodentolepis nana
Lineage: Eukaryota; Metazoa; Platyhelminthes; Cestoda; Cyclophyllidea; Hymenolepididae
Source: the annotation of a GenBank genome assembly